GACAGUGCUAGCAAACACAAGCCGCGUCGUUUUCCGAGUUUUCUCAGAGAGAGAGCCACUGCCGUCGGCCGUAGACUCCAUUCCUCUCAUUCUUAACAUUCCAUAAUGCCGAGGUUGAAUACGAUGUCAAACUCUUGUUUGUUAGCAGAAGAGUGUUGUGGAAUUUGAUAAUUUUCUGGGUGAAAUCUGUCGGUGUUUAGUUUUCCUAUUCAUUCCUUCCUUCUACUUGCCUGUACAAAACAGAGGGUGAGACGGCACCUCAACUUCCGCCAUGGACGGUGUGGAUUCUCCGUUAGAAGUACUGUCCUUAGCUGCCACUAUGGUUCAAGGAAGCUGCCUGCCUCCUUCGUACGAGGAGGCCCGCAAGGCCCUGCCGUCGGUGCGGUGGAGGCGCGACCGGCGCGCCAGGGACGCCCUGCCCGACUACGCCACGGCCAGCCAGACCGCCCAGGCCAGGGAGUGCCAAGGCCAAGGAGGCGCGGACGGCCCGCUGGACAUGUCCACCCGCAGCCGCCAGUCCCCGCGCAACGCGGAGCGGGCGGAGCGUACCCGCACGGCCACGGCGGCCAGGGCCAAGGGCCUGAAGGGCGCCCUGGCAGCCCCCGCCGCCCCCGCCACCCCCGCCACGCCCCCACCGGGACGAGGAUCGCCGCCCUCCUACUCGGAGGCCAUCUCCAAGCCCGGAUACCGCCUCUCCGUACCCCUGGCCAGACCAUCAGUUAUUACAUGCGCGCCCUCAAGCCCAACACUGACAAAGGACUCGGAGAAGUCGGAAAAAUGUUUGAGUGACUCAACGUUAGAAGCUGGGGAUGGAAUGUGUGAUCCAGUCAUUGAUGAACACUUCCGAAGGUCUCUUGGCAAAGACUACCUCACCCUCUUUGCAAAGAAAACUUCGUCUUCCAAAGCCGGUAACGACAAAGAAAAGAGUGACAGCAACGGGCUCUCCAUAACUGGAUUAUCGGUUGAUGAUCACUUUGCCAAAGCAUUAGGAGACACCUGGCUGAAACUUCAGGCAGAAUCAUCAGCACCAUCUCGAACCAUCCCCACUGUUCCUUCAAAGUCAACACCAAAAUCUAAAGAAGCUUCCAAUACCACCAUUCCUAGACCGAGGCAAGGACUUGUUACCAUUUAAACUGAUCAGUUUCUGUUGCUUUUUAAACUUAAUUACGUAUUCUUUGUUUCGAUAAUGCUGUGGUGCUGUGUUGAGAACAUCAUCUGCAACAUGCGCAUGUUCUUCUGUUAAUUAAGGUUUUAGCAAUUACUUGAACCUCAGUGGUACACACCAUUUUUCAGUUUGAUAAAUCAUGGGAUCGGCUUGUUUUUCACUUGUGUGGAAGGAAUUGAAAGCAUUUUGCUUUAGACUGCAACACUUGAAGUUCUUUGCUCUCAAUCAGAAAGGUGUUUGUCAUGGUGUUAGUCAGAGUGCUGCAUACUCGUAGUUUUGUGGCGGUAGCAAUAAUGUCAAGGAAGUGUAACAUUCCUUACCGUACUGAUAAGGUCGUAGGCAUAAUAUUUGAGGAAAAUAGCUGAAAAAUUGUUUGAGGUGAGCCUAAAUUAGUUGCAGUUGUAAUCUUAUACAAUUUCUUUUAAAAUUGUAAAUAAGGCAACUAAGGUUUUAUUUUUUGGGACUUAGUUCACAUGUCCAGUAAAUCUUGUUUUUUUAUAGCCCUAUGCACUGGUGUUGGAAAAUAUUCUUCAUUAUUUCCAAAGUUUCUUUGCUGUUGACCCUCUGAUGGGAAUGUCUAGUUGUAUUGCAUCAAGUCUUCAAUUUCUGUCCCCUUGUUAAUCUCCCCCUUCUCUUUUGUGUAGGUAAUAUUUUUUUUAAAUUACUAUUUAUGUUAGUGAGUUGAGAAAGUUCCUCUUGUGCUUUUUUUGUUUGUUCUACUAGUUUGUAAAUAUUUUUAUUGUUUCUCCCAGAGAGAGUGUUUUUUGUGUAAUAAGACUGUUUCUUUUCUCCUCUUCUUUGUUAUUGCUCUCCAAAAUUAUGUAUAUCUAUGUGUGAUUAUUUUCUCUCUCUCCUCCCUUUUUUUCGCUAUGAAAUAAUCCAGAUGGAUUAGCUUCUUUCUUCUGUACCAGUGAUUUUAGAGCAAAUAACAGUAUCAUUGUGUCGUGACGUCAUGGUUGUGAGAUAUUCAGGAAUCAAACAUGCAAAUCAAAGUAUUUUCAUGCCAUUUUGUUCCUCUCCUUUUAUUAUUACAUGAUGUGACCAUUAUUUUUGGUAGGUAUCUUAUGUUCCUGUUGUUAACAGACUGAGACAAUUAGGAAUUACUUUUAACACAUUGAAAUGAAAUGAUACACUCAUGAUAAAGAUAGUUAUUUAAAAAUGAGUUCUGUUGAAGAAUGCUCCCACUAAAACUUUUUUGGGGAAUGUCCUCCUAGCAUUUGUAGGUAUUUUUUUUUUUAAGUUAUGUUGGGCCCAAAUUUAUAGGCAAAACCCCUUUGUUUGCCUGUACUAUUAUUUAUUUACUUACAAAUUAACUGUGUACCUUUUUAUAUAAAGUAAUAGAAGAUUCAGAUGUUCAAUAUUGUACCAAAUCAUGAAGUUACAGGUGUGACAAUCUACUGUAUUUUAUUUGUUAUUGCAAUUACUGUAUGUAAACUUAAUGCAAUUAAGCGGACUCACUUUUCUUCUGUACCUAUCUAUAGUACACAAACUCAAAAUAAUACGUGAAAUUUAUUAAUGCACCUGGGUUCAUGGAGCCGUUUUAAUUUCUCUCCAAUUUUACCUUUGGGGUACCCUUUCUAAGUUAUUGUACUGGUUGUGGCCACAAUUUUGUAUCAUGACUCAUUGUUUUUGGGAAAGCAAUAAAUAGAUGAUACAUUACUCAGGUUUUAGCUCCAUAAUAAAUUCAAAUUAAACUAAA
This is a messenger RNA of Thrips palmi, 2864 nucleotides long. RefSeq lists its product as uncharacterized. The transcript is spliced from 7 exons. Bases 272 to 1132 code for a protein of 286 amino acids. NCBI's taxonomy places the organism in Eukaryota, Metazoa, Arthropoda, Insecta, Thysanoptera, Thripidae. Gene Ontology annotation, biological process: negative regulation of DNA-templated transcription. The record is from RefSeq and is a predicted model, not a curated record. Gene Ontology annotation, molecular function: transcription coactivator binding.